AUGCUUAGAAUGGAAACAGCAAAUAACUCAAACCCAGCAGACUUGGGAACUGCAAAGGAUGCAGAGGGGGAAACCUGCAAAGAUGUGAAGAAGAAAGAGCGCAAUACCACAACUAGUGGUUGGGUAAUAAGAUUUCGUAAGCGACAUGGAAAUGAAUGGUUAGAAGAAAUAGAUCGAGACUUCCUACGUGAUUAUACUAAUCUUACAGGAUUAGAUGAAGAGAUAUGCUAUCUAUCACACGGACUUCAUAUCAUCCUGAGUGAUGGAUUAUACUUAGAUUCUAACGGAAACAGUAAAAUACGUACGAAGAACGAAGGUAAACAUCUUGAAGCAGCUGAGAUGUUAUAUAGCUUAGUACAUGCACGCUAUAUGCUUACAAGCAAAGGAUUAGAAAAAGUGUUUAAGAAGUACAAGGAAGGAUUUUAUGGUUUGUGUCCAAGAUAUUACUGCGAGAAAACAACAGUUUUACCAAUUGGAAUGUCGGAUAAACUUGGUCAAGGUAAUGUGAAAACAUAUUGUCCAAGUUGCGAGGAUAUAUAUCACACGGAACUACCUGGAAACGAACCUACAGAUGGAGCUUCUUUUGGCACAAGUUUACCACAGAUGUUCUUUAUGGCUUACCCAGCACUUCAUCCCAGUCCAACAUUAGGUCACUAUGUACCCAAAUUGUUUGGAUUUAAGAUACACGGUUCAGUGGAAUACCAACACAGCGAAAUUACGGGGUUCAAGAUGCGUCAAAAGAGCCAAACAAAACAUCACUGUUCAAAAUCAGGUGAAAAAGAUAAGCUGAAAGACAGCUGUAAGGAAAACGAUCCAUCACAAGAUAAUACAAAGGACAAACUACCUGAUAUUCAUGGACACUCUCUAAUGGAAAAAACAAAAGACAUUAAUGGACAUUUUCCUGAGAAGACACCAAGAAAACGACGGCGACGUAAGAGAACUACAGAGAUAAAAGUACAAUAAAGUCAAUAAAGAUACAUUACAUUUAUCCCCAAGAGCCGCACAGGUCAGGAUGAGUAAAAUUCAAGAAUUUUCAAGGUCAUGUAACAGGAAAUUCAAGGACUUAAGGGCAGUAAAAAGUGACGUUGAAUUGUUCAAACCGCAAUGGAUUUCAACGACU
This is a messenger RNA of Paramuricea clavata, 1120 nucleotides long. Lineage: Eukaryota; Metazoa; Cnidaria; Anthozoa; Malacalcyonacea; Plexauridae. The record is from the annotation of a GenBank genome assembly.